AUGGCAGCAGCACCUGGACCACAAGACGCUUUUCCCAGACGUCGCAGGAACAGCAUCGAACUUCUGCCACCCUACAUGUUUGUGUUUGCUGUCGUUUCAGUGUCUGAGCUCAGAGCUGUCCUGCUGGGGAACAGCUGGUCUGAGAGGAGCUCAGUGGGGAACUUUAUACUGGGAGAGAACAAGUUCAACCCUGAGGAAGAACUGGACCGAUGUGUGAGAGUCAGUGGACACAUUCAAGGGAAAGAAAUAUUUCUCAUCAACACUCCAGAUCUGCUUCAUCCAAACAUCUCAGAGGAGAAAUUAAAGGAACAUGUGACCAACUGUGUGAGGCUCUCUGAUCCUGGACCUCAUGUGUUCCUGCUGGUUCUACAGCCUGAAGACAUCACCGAGCAUCAAAAACGAGACUCUGCAGAGAUUUUCUCCAGACAGACAAGUUUUCCAUGGAGAGUGGAGAGGAAACCUUUAACAGUAGUGAAAACUCCCGACUUCUUAAGUCCGUCUCUGAAAGCAGCGAGAGAAGAGAUGAAGAGCUGUGUGAGUCUCUGUCCUCCUGGACCAAAUGUUCUGCUGCUGAUGGUGAAACCUUCUGAUUUCACUAUGCAGAGCAGAAAAACUCUCAGUUUGACCCUGAGUGUGUUUAAUGGAGAUGCCUUUAAACACUCAAUGGUCAUCAUCACAGAUGAGGAGGAGAUGCGUUUUUCUGUUAAUUUUCUCCUUAGAGAUUGUGAAGGUAGACACUACAACAUGUUUGAAAAUGAUCACAGACAGUUGAUGGAGAAGAUUGAGAACAUCGUGCAUGAGAACAAAGGAAAAUUCCUCACAGUCACUGAAGAGACCAUCAGACCAAAGUCUGAAGACAUAAAAGAACCACCUGAAAAGAUCAGAAGAAUAAAAUCUGAACUCAUCAAACCAUCUUUAAACCUGGUUCUGUGUGGGAGGAGAGGAGCAGGGAAGACGUCAGCAGCCAAGGCCAUUUUAGGUCAGACUGAGCUUCAUUCAGCCUCCAACUCAUCAGAGUGUGUUAAACAUCAGGGAGAGGUGUGUGGACGUUGGCUUUCCCUGGUGGAGCUGCCUGCCUUGUAUGGAAAACCUCAGGAGGCAGUGAUGGAGGAAUCACUCAGGUGUAUCUCCCUCUGUGAUCCUGAGGGUGUCCAUGCCUUCAUCCUGGUCCUACCUGUGGCUCCCCUCACUGAUGAAGACAAGAGAGAGUUAGAGACCAUCCAGGACACAUUCAGCUCUCGGGUCAAUGACUUCACCAUGAUUCUGUUCACCGUGGACUCAGAUCCUACAGAUCCAGCUGUUGGUAACUUUGUAAGCAAAGACCCAAAUAUCCAGGAGGUCUGUCAACGUUAUGGACAAAGGCCUGUUAUUGUUAACAUCAAGGAUAAAGAGCAGAUCCACACGUUGUUGGACACUGUGGAUCAGAUGAGAUGUACAAACAAACCAUGCUGCUACACAGCUGUAACAUUUGCCCGAGCCCAGAUUGAUCUGAUAACUAAAAAUAUGGUCACUCGUGAUGAAGAGAUGCACAACACGGAGCCUCUCAGGAUUGUGCUGAUAGGAAAGACCGGCAAUGGAAAGAGCUCAUCAGGAAACACCAUCCUAGGAGGGAGAGAGUUUAAAGCCAUGGCAAAUCAAAAAUCAGUCACCAAACAGUGUCAGAAAGAACAGGGUGAGGUGGACGGCCGUCCUGUUGUUGUGGUCGACACUCCUGGUCUGUUUGACACAGCUCUGUCACAUGAAGAAGUUCAGGAGGAGAUGAUGAAAUGCAUCAGUCUUCUGGCUCCAGGACCACACGUCUUCCUGCUGGUGUUAAGUAUUGGUCGUCUCACACCAGAGGAGAAGAAGACAUUAAAACUUAUAAAGGAAGGUUUUGGGCUGAAUUCAGAAAAGUUCACCAUCAUUCUUUUCACUGGAGGAGAUUCACUACAACGUGACGAAAUAUCCACUGAAGAUUAUAUUGAAAGCGGAUGUGAUGAUUCCUUUAAGAAGCUGAUUGCUGACUGUGCAGGAAGAUACCAUGUUUUCAAUAAUGUAGAUAAAGAGAACCGCCAACAAGUCAGUGAGCUGAUAACAAAGAUUGACACCAUGGUGAAGGAAAACGGGGGAAACUGUUUCACCAAUGAAAUGUUACAAGAAGCUGAAGCAGCAAUAAAGAAGGAAAUGCAGAGGAUCCUAAAGGAGAAGGAAGAAGCGAUGAAGAGAGAGAGAGAGGAGCUAGAAAGAAAACAUGAAGAAGAAAAGGACGCCAUCAAAACAAGAAUGGAAGAAGAGAAGGAAAAAGUACAACAUGAAAAAGACCAGAAACUCAAGGAGAUGGAAGAAAAUAUGAAAAAGGAGCGUGAGGAGAGAAAGAAAGAACAGGAAAUGAGAGAAAAAGAGAACAGGAAACGGGAAGAGGAGGAAGAAAGACGUAGGCAGGAUUUUAUAAUGCAACUUGAAAUGUUGGACAGACAAAUUCAGUCAGAAAAAGAGGAAAAGAAAAGGAUUGACAAAAAGCUGGAAGAGAGCAGAGAAGAAAUGAAAAGAAAACAGGAAGCCUGGGACAAAGAACAAAGAGAAGAAAGAGAGAAACAAAAAGAAGAAGAAGAACAGAGACGACAGGAGGAAGAAAAACGACUGAAAGAAGAGAAAGAUAAAAUACAACAGGAAGCAGAGCUGAAAAUCAAAGAGAUGGAAGAAAAUAUGAAAAAGGAGUAUGAAGAGAAGAGAAAGAAAGAACAGGAAACAAGAGAAAAAGAGAACAGGAAACGGGAAGAGAAAGAAGAAAGAUGUAGGCUGGAUUUUAAAAUGAAGCUUGAAAAGUUGGACAAACAAAUUCAGUCAGAAAAAGAGGAAAAGAAAAAGAUUGAUGAAAAGCUGGAAGAGAGCAGAGACGAGAUGAAAAGAAAACAGGAAAGCUCAGCUGGAUAA
Molecule: messenger RNA, 2913 nt
Organism: Maylandia zebra (zebra mbuna)
Lineage: Eukaryota; Metazoa; Chordata; Actinopteri; Cichliformes; Cichlidae
Source: RefSeq, a predicted model, not a curated record